AUGCCCGGCAGCACCAGCAAUCUUGGCCCACUGGCCGGCUUGCCAGCCGCGCCACGAUCAAAGAGGCACAACGGACUGUCUGCAACGGUGCUCGUCGUGGUCCUCCUCAGCCUCCACGCGCCUUUUGCCGCCGGCCGGCAGCCAUGGGGACGCGACCUCCAGAGGUCGAGAGGUCGCGUGUCAACCUCACGCCCUCAAACUACCCCUUCAUCCAGUGGAAGCAGCUUCAGCGGGCCCACCACCAGCGGCCACAGCUCAGCGUUUGGAAGUGGAGCGGCUGCUGCACUCGGCUUCGGCAACGGUAAUUCGAUCUUCGAGGACCCCACGGUCAAGAGUCUGACCGAAGAGAGCGACGGUGCAGAGGACCAGCAGAAGCAGAACAGGGCGCAGGCCGACGACGCCCGGGUGUCGGAUUGGGUACUUCCCGUGUUGAUACUGCUGGCAAUCCUCGUGGCCGUCGCCGCGGUGGUGGCGUGCGCCGUGAGGCGCCGCAGGGCCAAGCACAGGGCCCUUUCGGUGUCCCAGACGCUGGAUUCGGAGUGCCGUAUGCCGAACGACGAGUCGAUUGGCGAAGGUUUUGGAGGUGCCCAUGAAUGA
Messenger RNA from Ostreobium quekettii, 597 nucleotides. The record is from the annotation of a GenBank genome assembly. NCBI's taxonomy places the organism in Eukaryota, Viridiplantae, Chlorophyta, Ulvophyceae, Bryopsidales, Ostreobiaceae.